AUGUUCUUUGGAAGAGAGUUUAUGGGUAAUAUAAUGGGUGGUAUGGUCGGUGGACGAUACCAAACCCGGUUACGAUGCUUUUCAGCACCGUAUUUUCAACGUGCCGAUGCCAAAAAGGUUCAGGAGAUUAAUUACGGUGGAAAGGUAAGUUUUUAACUUUAAUUGUUUAGAAUAUAGGUAAUAUUGUCUUAGGUUUUUACCCGUUUUUGAUAUAAAUGAUUUUUUGACCUGGACUGUGGACUGUAUCUAGAAUUUUAGAUUCUGUUGCCAAAUUCAGCGUUGGAUGCUUUGAUCCGGAUGAACAUUGAGUACCCAAUGAUGUUCAAACUUAUGAGCCUCGACCCAGCCUUCCAGAGAAUGACACAUGCUGGUGUUUUGGAGUUCUCAGCUGAAGAAGGAAAGGCUUACUUGCCUAAAUGGGUAAGUUAACAUGCAUAUUGAUGACUCCUUGGGUUUGAGUUUGGUUGGAAUACUUUUGGUAAAGAAUAAUGACUUUAACAUUCCAAAAUGAAUAUAAUAGUAUUUUCAUGUCUGUAUUCUUUUAGAAAAAUGAAUGUAAUAACAUAUUUAUAACGAUAUUGUUUUAGAUGAUGGAGCAAUUGAAGUUGGAUGAAGGAGAUGUGUGUCUAAUUGAAUAUACCCGCUUGCCAAGUGCUACGUAUGCCAAGUUCAAGCCUCAGACGACAGAGUUUUUGAAUAUUUCGAAUCCCAAGGCUGUUCUUGAGGUAGAAUUGAGAAAGUUUGCUUGUCUUACCAAAGGAGACAUCAUUUCUGUCGAUGUAAGUUUUAUAAAUACGUAUUUUAAUAGCGAUGUUUAUGUAGAGGGCAUUUUUUGAGAACCUAAAUACCAUAAAAACGCUCUUAAUAUAAAAUCUUUCAGUACAAUGAUCAAUGUAUGCAGUUCAAAGUGAUGGAUCUGAAACCAGCGAAUGCCGUAACGAUUAUUGAGUGUGAUAUGAAUGUAGAGUUUGAUGCUCCAGAAGGCUAUGUCGAACCUGUGUACAAGCCAGUCAACACGGAAAUGGUAGGUGCAAUAUUAUUUGACAAUUUUGAAGAAAAUUUGAAAAAAUGACAUUUGGAUGUAAUAUUAACUAUUGGGGUUGGGUUGGUGACUUUGGGGUGGGUAGGGAGGGGAUUUUAUUUUUUUUGAAUUUAAAAAGAGGGUCACAAUAAUUUUUUUCUAAAAAAGUUGCGGGUUUUUCAUGCUAAAGGUAUGUAAUUUUUGUUUCCAGCCAGCCGCCCCUCCAGUCCAACCACGGCUCAAGAAGGACGACACUUUUGGUGGCAGUGGAGUCAGAUUAGAUGGCAAAAUCAGCAAGAGCCGAACAGUGUCCACUUCCUCAGCUGGCCCUUCUCGUGAUUCAAUCGAAAAGGCUCCAGAAACUGAAGAACAAAUUGCUGAGGUCCUACCGUACGAAGACUACCGUCCAGGCCAACUUGACUUUGUCCGAUACGCUUACAAAAACAAGGAGAUCCUAGAAAAGGAGAUGGCAGAGAAGAAGAGAGAACAAGUGGUACCAUUUGGAGGAAAUCGUCUGGGAGGCCAUACCAUCAACAACUUCAGAGCCUUCGAAGGUUCGGCUCAAACUCUACGUGGUAGUCGUUGA
Molecule: messenger RNA, 1607 nt
Organism: Bursaphelenchus okinawaensis
Lineage: Eukaryota; Metazoa; Nematoda; Chromadorea; Rhabditida; Aphelenchoididae
Source: the annotation of a GenBank genome assembly